Gigantopelta aegis is the source of this 3940-nucleotide messenger RNA. RefSeq names its product septin-2-like. NCBI's taxonomy places the organism in Eukaryota, Metazoa, Mollusca, Gastropoda, Neomphalida, Peltospiridae. The record is from RefSeq and is a predicted model, not a curated record. The transcript has 14 exons. Gene Ontology annotation, molecular function: GTPase activity; molecular adaptor activity; GTP binding. Gene Ontology annotation, biological process: regulation of exocytosis; cytoskeleton-dependent cytokinesis. Gene Ontology annotation, cellular component: microtubule cytoskeleton; synaptic vesicle; septin complex. Bases 315 to 1607 code for a protein of 430 amino acids.
UGUUAUGGAUAAUGUUGCAGAUACAAAUCCAUAAUUCAUUGACUGGCUCGCUUGGAAUUAUUUUCUCACCAUUGUGUUAGUGGUCUCAGUGUGUCAAUUCUGUGUCACUGUGGAUCUGGUAGCCUGCAUUAUUUUGAUGUACUGGAAAACGUGGUUCGUGCUGUAUUGUAAUUUCAUUGCUUAGAACGUUUUGAUAACAUUGAUGCAAGUUCACAGUUUGUGAAUAAAUGAGUGUGUAUAUGACUGAAUACUGCAGUUCAUACCAGUAGAAAUUCAUUCGUAUAUGCACAACUGAUACCAGAUUUAGUGGGAAAAUGUUUCCCUCAGGUCAACCCAAAUUUGGUGGAAUGCCAACAUUAACUGGAUAUACGGGUGCACCCCCAACAUCUGGAUGUUUAGGUCUACAAGCGGCUCUGCAGACAGGACUGCCAAUGGAUGAUGGCAAGCCUUGCUGGAAAAAGACUGGUGAAUCGCAUGAUGGUGAAGACUACAUUGGCUUUGCAACUUUACCCGAUCAAGUACAUCGAAAAGCUGUCAAGCGAGGAUUUGAUUUCACACUUAUGGUCGUUGGAGAAACUGGUUUGGGGAAAUCCACCCUAAUAAACAGUUUAUUUUUAAGCGACAUGUACCCACAGAGAGAAAUCCCAUCAGUGGAAGCGAGAAUAAUGGCAACAGUAGAGAUUGCAAAAAAGCAGCUAGAAAUUGAAGAGAAAGGUGUGAGGUUGAGACUAUCAAUAGUCGAUACUCCGGGUUUCAGUGAUGCUCUUAAUACAGAAAAUGACUGGAAAAAUAUAGUGGAAUACAUUGACAAGCAGUUUGAGCAGUAUCUCAAUGAUGAAAGUGGUCUCCACAGAAAAAACAUUAUUGAUCACCGGGUCCAUUGCUUAUUGUACUUCAUAUCUCCAUACGGGCAUGGAUUAAAGCCACUAGAUAUUGAUGUAAUGAAAAAGCUUCACAACAAAGUUAACAUCGUCCCAGUUCUAGCAAAGGCUGAUACACUGACAAAGGCUGAACUCAAAAAGAUGAAAGAAAAAAUAAUGCGGGAAAUAAGUGACAAUGAUAUUCACAUCUACCAGUUUCCUGAAUGUGACAGUGAUGAGGAUGAAGAGUUUAAGAAUCAGGAUUUACAACUGAAGGCCUGUUUACCAUUUGCUGUGGUUGGCUGUAAUUCUGUGGUGGAGGUAGGAGGGAAAAAGGUCCGUGGACGAACAUAUCCCUGGGGCAUUGUUGAAGUGGAUAACCCAAGUCACUGUGAUUUCAACAGACUGAGACAGAUGUUAAUCAGCACCCAUAUGCAAGAUCUCAAGGAUGUGACUGCUGAUAUUCUCUAUGAAAAUUACAGAGCUGAACAUAUGCAGAAACAACUUCAAAUUGGACAAAGAGAGAGGAACAAACUGAAGAGAGAUUCUAGUUCCAACUUUGAGGCUAUCUUGAACACAGAAAAACUUCUAAAAGACAAGGAUGAUGAGAUCCAAAGAAUGCAAGCAAUGUUGGAAAAGAUGCAGCAUGAAUUAGUGAGUGGCAAAGAGAAUGAAAGAAAAGUUCAGGCUAGAACUGAAGGCAGAGACACUGAGCUGUGCCCUGGAUUCGACAGUGUUGAAGUCUGAUGAUGAUAACCUGUUUAACAUUCACCCAGUUACCAGAAUGGUGCAGAUGUUCAGUUUGUGUUUUUAACUCCGGGCAGCAUUUCAUAUCACAGCUGCCUCUGCCAGUGCUUAAAAUUUUUAUUGUGGUGUAUAUAAAUCUUCAUAUUUGCACCACAUAAAUGUAUCUGUGCCACAAAGUUAAUUGGGAUUGGAAAGUUAAAUGGCACUGAUUUAUGUUAUCAGUUCUUUAAAAUUUUAUGUAAUUAAAUUACAAAAUUUCAUUGCAUAAACAAUUGAUAAUGGUUUCAAAAAUAUAUAUGUAUAGUAUAUAUAUCUAUAUUUGUGUUGGUAUUUUAAGUAGAGUGUUGGUUCAUUUAAAUCUCAUUUUAUUUUAUUCCUGGACAAAAAGGCAAAAACAAGAAAAUAUAUUUUGAUAAAUGCAACAAAACAGGGCAUUUUAUUGCAUACCAAAAUUUAAACAAGUUUGGGCUCACUUGUAGUGAGUUUCAACAGCUGCCAUAAUAUAACAGAUAAGUCUUUGUCACCAGUUUCAAUUUACAUCUGAAAAGGACAAAAGUAGUCAAGAAUGAUGCAUCACAAGGAAAAAACAAAGAUGAUGUAUCCUAAAUGUUUAAAUAUUAAAACAAAAUACUUUUGAGAUGGGAAUUUAGACCAAGGCAACACAUUCCUGUUUUCAGCAGUAUUUAGUAUUUUAUUUCAAAAAGAUACGAGACUUUGCAAAAGUUGACUUUCUACAUAGCAGUAGUAAUGGAUUAGUUUGAGGUAACAGUGGACCAGUGUUUACUCAUUUUGUAAUAUGAACAAUAUGACAUUUUAUUAUAUAUACUGUGUAAAAAAAAUGCUAACAUUUUAAUCAUGAUGGAGGUAAAAAAAAGUAAUAAAAAUGGCUUUUAAAAGAUGUGGAUUUUUUCACAAGUAAAAUAAAGAAAUUACUUUCUCCUGGUAAAAACAUCACAUAAUGAUUAAUAAGUAUUUGUAUUUAAAGAUAUGAACAUUAAUCCAGACUGGCAGUUUGGGUUGGGGUUUUUUUUUUGGGGGGGGGGGGGGGGUAAGGGUUCCCUCAGUCAUUAAUUACUUUUUGUGGGACCAUUUUUGUACAUAAUUUUUUGUAUUCAUGAAAUGACUCGAGUUCAUUGUUUCACCUCUUUUAAGACAAUGUUAGAAUUUCAUCAUCAACAACGAAGAUAUUAUAUUUAACAGUUGUCAUGCAGUGACAUUAGUGUUGUGGUUUUCCUUAGUAAAUGUUGUAUUAGUUUCUUUUGUUACAGUGUAAUCCAUUUCACUAAGAACAAAUACCUAUAAAGUAUGAGUUCCCAAUGUACCUCUUCUCUUUUCUUCUUUAUAAAUACAGUGUCUACUUUAAUAUAUAGGGAACUUGUUAAUUACUGAGACGGGGGGGGGGGGGGAAGCCGGGGUUCAGAAGUUGACUUGAUGCCAAGACUUUGACUGUCAUUUAAUUAAAAAAAAUUGAUAUUUUGGUUCCAAAACAUAAAAAGUUGGCUAUGUUAAAAUAGGUUUAAAACAUAGCAAAUUCCAUUGCCAUUUGUGAACAUCUGUGGGUCAUAUGAGUUGAUAGUUUUAUCCUUACACUUUAAUUUUUCCAUACAUGUGAUGAUGAAAGUCUGUUUGUAAAUUUUUAAUAGCAAAAACCCCCACAGACUACAAAGGUUACUAUAACAAACCCAAUCCAUCCAUUCAAUUUCAAUGCUUUAAUUUCAUUCAGAGGUAAAUUCAGUAUGAAUGUCAUCUUUUCCUUGAAAAUAAAUAUAAUUGAAAGAUAAUAAUUAUGCAGGUAUGAAUCAAAGUGUGUCUAUAUAUACUCGCACCCCCAAAAGCUAAAGUUGACAAAAAGUCCGUGUUUAAUGGAUGAAUAUCAUAAAUGUAUUUUUGUUUUGAUUGUGGGAAAUGUAAUAUCUUGGUUGAAUAAAUUUUUCUGUAGAAGAUUGCCAUAUAUAGUACACUUUGGAAUACUAUGUGUCAUUUUUUAGUUACUAAAAACACCCUGCAUCCGUCCCUGGUUAUAUGGUAAUCCUCAGUCAAACCCACUCCAAUAACAUCUCAAAUAACUGGGACAAGCUUUUAGUCCUAUACAAAACCAAGCAUUUAAUCAAAUGGUUUUUGAAAGCUAUGUUUUCAUUUAAAAUAGUUCUUGCAUGAUGUUGUGUUGAUUAUAUUGACUUAAAAUCGUUCACGUUACGUUGGCAGUGUGCUACAUCAUUAAAUUUUGUUUUAGUUAUGCCAUAUUGGUGCUUUGUAAAUUUGAUAUUUUUUUUACAGAUAUUGUCUUUUCCUUUUUACAUAUUUGUGAACAUAAAAUAAAAAGCAGAAUUGAG